Messenger RNA from Camelina sativa (false flax), 3196 nucleotides. The record is from RefSeq and is a predicted model, not a curated record. NCBI's taxonomy places the organism in Eukaryota, Viridiplantae, Streptophyta, Magnoliopsida, Brassicales, Brassicaceae.
GUUAGGAAUUAGGAAUUGAUUACGAACGAAUGCAACAAGUAGCGUCGCUCUCCUCUUGUAUCUCCACGCUUCGCUUCCUUCUUCCUUAUUCUUCUUCUUCUAAACUCUCUCCGCUUCGUCCUCUCUUCCAUAUCGCCGCCAUGCCUCCUUACGGUCCUAAUUCUCAAGGUGGUCGUCGAGGCGGAGGUUCCUCCUCCGGUCGCGGUGCUGGUCGUCGUGGUGGUGGACGCGGUGGCGGCGGCGGUCGUGGCGGUGGUGGUGGCGGUCGUGGGGAACAGCGAUGGUGGGAUCCGGUGUGGAGAGCUGAGCGUCUGCGCCAGCAACAAGUUGAGAUGGAAGUUUUUGAUGAGAAUGAAUGGUGGAACAAGAUUGAGCAAUGGAAAACAGGAGGAGAACAAGAGAUGCUAAUUAAGCGUAAUUUUAGCCGGGGAGAUCAGCAAACACUUUCUGAUAUGGCUUAUCAGUUUGGUCUUUACUUCCAUGCAUACAAUAAAGGGAAGGCUCUUGUAGUUAGCAAAGUUCCUUUACCAGAUUAUCGGGCUGAUCUUGAUGAUCGGCAUGGAUCCACUCAGAAAGAGAUUACAAUGUCCACAGAGACGGAGAGAAAACUUGGAAGUCUUUUGAAAACAACACAAGAAUCAGGGUCUUCAAGUUCCUCUACUUCAGCUGUUCAAGAUCAACAGGACCGUUCAGCAACUCUUGGCUUGAAAAGACCUGAUUCUGCUUCCAAAUUGCCCGAUUCUCUUGAGAAAGAAAAAUUCAGUGCUGUACUCAAGGAAAGGCAGGAAAAGCUUAAGGCAACUGAGAGUGUAAAAGCACUUCAAGCUUUCAGAGACAAGCUACCUGCUUUUAGAAUGAAAGAGGGGUUUCUUAAUUCUGUUUUAGAAAAUCAGGUAUUGGUAGUUUCAGGAGAGACCGGGUGUGGUAAAACAACACAACUUCCUCAAUUUAUAUUGGAGGAAGAAAUAUCAUCCCUAAGAGGUGCUGAUUGCAACAUAAUUUGUACACAACCUCGACGUAUUUCUGCCAUAUCGGUUGCUUCGCGUAUAUCUGCUGAAAGGGGUGAACCCAUUGGUGAAUCUGUGGGUUAUCAGAUUCGUCUAGAAUCAAAGCGUUCUGAUCAAACACGAUUGCUAUUUUGCACUACUGGUGUCUUACUCCGGCGGCUGAUUGAGGAUCCUAAUCUAACUAAUGUAAGCCAUUUGCUUGUGGAUGAGAUUCACGAGAGAGGCAUGAAUGAGGAUUUCCUACUAAUCAUACUACGUGAUCUCCUUCCUCGACGCCCAGAUUUGCGUCUUAUUUUGAUGAGUGCUACGAUAAACGCUGACAUGUUCUCAACAUAUUUCGGGAACGCUCCAACGAUGCAUAUCCCGGGCUUCACAUUCCCUGUGGCAGAGUUAUUCCUAGAAGAUGUGCUGGAGAAAAGUCGCUAUAGUAUUAAGUCGUCUGAUUCAGGGAAUUAUCAAGGCAAUUCGAGAGGUAGGAGAAGAGACUCAGAAUCUAAGAAAGAUGACCUGACUACUCUGUUUGAGGAUAUUGAUAUCAAUGUUCACUAUAAAAGUUAUAGCUCAGCCACAAGACUUUCUCUCGAAGCAUGGUCUGGUGCACAGAUUGAUGUGGAUCUGGUGGAGGCUACACUUGAACAUAUUUGCCGUCAUGAAGGUGGUGGGGCGAUUCUUGUCUUCCUCACUGGCUGGGAUGAGAUUUCGAAACUGCUUGAGAAAAUCAACGGGAACAGACUGCUUGGAGAUUCUAGCAAGUUCUUAAUUCUUCCUCUGCAUGGUUCAAUGCCGACGGUUAAUCAACGUGAAAUUUUUGACCGGCCACCUCCUAAGACGAGGUCGUGCUGGACGUGUCCAAGCUGGAGUUUGCUACAGGUUGUAUCCAAAAGUCAUCUAUGAUUCUUUCCCACAGUAUCAGUUACCAGAAAUCAUACGGACUCCACUGCAAGAGUUAUGCCUGCAUAUCAAAAGUUUGCAGGUUGGAUCCAUAGGAUCAUUCUUGGCCAAGGCAUUGCAGCCACCAGAUGCACUUGCUGUUGAGAAUGCUAUUGAACUUCUCAAAACAAUUGGGGCUUUAGACGACAUUGAAGAUCUUACACCCCUUGGUCGGCAUCUUUGCACUCUACCCGUAGAUCCAAAUAUAGGAAAGAUGCUUCUGAUUGGAGCUAUCUUCCAGUGCGUCAAUCCUGCUUUGACAAUUGCCGCUGCGCUGGCAUAUCGUAGCCCAUUUGUCUUACCGUUAAAUAGGAAAGAAGAAGCUGAUGAUGCUAAAAGAUAUUUUGCUGGUGAUUCCUGUAGUGAUCACAUUGCCCUUCUUAAGGCAUAUGAAGGAUAUCGGGAUGCAAAGCGUGGUGGAAACGAAAAAGAUUUUUGUUGGCAAAACUUUCUUUCCCCUGUAACUCUAAGGAUGAUGGAGGAUAUGAGAAACCAGUUUCUUGAUCUUUUAUCAGAUAUAGGUUUCGUAGACAAAUCAAGGCCAAGUGCAUACAACCAAUACAGCCAAGACAUGGAGAUGGUAAGCGCGGUUUUGUGUGCGGGGCUGUACCCAAAUGUUGUGCAAUGCAAAAGAAGAGGGAAGCGCACUGCAUUCUACACUAAAGAGUUGGGUAAAGUUGAUAUUCAUCCUGGAUCUGUCAACGCAAGAGUAAAUCUCUUCUCGUUGCCGUAUUUGGUCUACAGCGAAAAGGUGAAGACGACAAGUGUAUAUAUCCGAGACUCAACAAACAUAUCAGAUUAUGCACUCCUUAUGUUUGGUGGCAAUCUUAUCCCAAGCAAAACCGGGGAAGGUAUAGAGAUGUUGGGUGGGUAUCUCCAUUUCUCUGCCUCAAAGAACGUCUUGGAACUGAUACAGAGAUUGCGGGGAGAGGUGGACAAGCUGCUGAAUAAGAAGAUAGAGGAUCCGAGUUUGGACAUAACUGUGGAGGGAAAAGGAGUGGUUUCAGCUGUGGUGGAGUUGUUGCGUAGCCGAAACAUCAGGUAUUAAACAAAAUACUUAUGAGUCUUACCUUAUUGUAGGAAGGAAUAAAAACUUUGAUUAUUUGAAAACAAGGUCAAUUGUUGGGACUCAGCUUAAAUUUUAAAAGAUUAUACAAGUUGUAAUUUAGAGCUGUUGAUUAGUGAGGAUUUACAAUAAAUAGUUGUGCCUUAGUUGUUUCGGCUAGGCCGAGUUUUGUAGUGUCAUUUCAUUUCCCAUU